CACACAUUGCCCAACGAAAAUGCAAUCAGUUGGUACCCCUAGCACCUAACACAACAAUUGACAAUUGAUCAGACGCUGGACAUAUGGUUUUGAGUGGGCGACGGAAAAUUACUUUAUUUUAUCAGAUUACAAAGAAAAUUCCGUGGAAGUGUGUAAUUGCUUGUUGGUCAAAAACAGCGUAAAUGAGAUAAGCACAUUAAAGCAGAUACCUCAUUUACAGAGAUUAAGCACCUCAACAGACUUCUUUUUCCAUUGUUCCACAUUCCACAAAGGUGACAACAUACGCAUUGAUUUGAUACAUACAUUGUUCUCUCGUUGGGUUUACAAUUACACUUGUCAGUCCAUUCCUUGAGCUACUCUUGUUUAGUAAUCUUAUUAAAACGCUGUACAUAAAGCAAAAUGCCAGAAAAUUUGCAAUACAUGAAACACGCUUCUGGCAAGUUGAAGCUGAUCUCAAUUUUGCUCACACUUCCGACCCUGGUUCUUGCCUACUGCAGUCAUUUUUUGUCAAACUAUACCAGCAAUAGAGACAAGUAUCGAGAGGAUUUUACCAAUAAUGAAGUCCGGUCUUUGUGGAGAGAAUGGGUAUUUCUUGCCGUCACUGGAAUUACUAUGGUGGCAUCGACAGCCAAUUUUAUUGGGCAUCUUUAUAGCCAGAAAUUGUACUUGAAUCGGAAGACGGCUUACGUUGACUUCUUCUAUCAAUAUGCGGCCGGAUUAUGCAUGCCAGUCUCGGGAGUUUUGUACGUAAUUUCUGCCGUGAAGCUGUACGAAAUUAAUUGCACGCGUGAGAAUGAUUGUCAGCAGUUUGAAGUUAAAUUGGGUGCAGGGGGAAUGGCACUCAUCAGCGGAUUUAUCUUUGCGACCUUGGGCUCGGUUGUGCUAACGAAUCGCGAAGAGGUUCAAAGAGGCAUCCAGUAAAAACAAGAGUGGGAUUCCGAACAAAUGUUGAAGACAACAUGAAAACCUCACAAAAUAAAUUUUUAUUAUGAAGAUUACAAAUGCUAAUGUAAACUUACAUUUUCCAAACUUAUUCAUCUUUGAUAUACAAUUUAUACUAAUAAUAACUGCUAAGUUUGAGUUUUAUAUUUCCAUGAAUGGCUAAUAUAUAGAUUAACAAUGAAAAAUAACUGGGAUUUUGUUUUCUUGAAUGAAGGCUUCAACCCAUUUCCAUGUAGCUUCUUUGAACUUCAAACGUUAAAAUGACAUAAAUUAAUUUAUGCUGCAUGCUUAAAUAAAACCGAAUUAAGCUCUUAAUUAUUGUCAGACUUA
Molecule: messenger RNA, 1272 nt
Organism: Folsomia candida
Lineage: Eukaryota; Metazoa; Arthropoda; Collembola; Entomobryomorpha; Isotomidae
Exons: 3
Coding region: 400-921 (173 amino acids)
Source: RefSeq, a predicted model, not a curated record